AUGAACGGCCUGGGGAAUAACGGUGGCGACGGGAUGGGCUUCGAUAUGCACGGCCAGCCCUCCAUGAUGAAUCAGCAGCAGCUCUUCGGUGGUUAUUCACACGAUGGCUCUGUAUCUGGACUUUCUGGAGGCGCCAUGUAUGCGGACGACUCUGUAUUAGGCAUGGGGGAUGAUGCCAACGAUGCGAAGAGGCGCCGAAUCGCGAGGGCAUGCGAUAUGUGCCGGAAGAAGAAGAUCAAAUGCGACGGCAAGAUGCCCAAGUGCUCACAUUGUAUCAACUACAAGACCGACUGUGUUUUUACGCAGGUUGAAAAGAAGCGGAAUCCACCAAAAGGAGCCAAGUACAUCGAAGGCCUUGAGAACCGCCUCGGGCGCAUGGAGUCCCUCCUCAGACUGUCCGGACUGUUAUCCGAGGAAGACGAUGGAAAGACAGAUCUGGGCACGCUGGAAAAACGACUGGCCGACCGAACAAAUGCCCUCAACGCGGCGAGAAAUACACCUAAGCCUCCUGCCCAGAGUGCAACCCAGCAAACUACCACCACCUCUCACAAUACCACUCCUCGCAUGGAUUCGCACUCUAGCCCGCAUACCGCUGCUACGUCCCCCGAAUCACAACGAGAGUCUGAAGGCGAAGUGGAAGGGUUAUCUGAUAUGAUGUGUUCCUUGGUCACAAACAACUGCGGAGAGACUCGAUAUAUCGACAUGAUCUCUUCGGCUUACGUUGACGACAACAAGUGGAUGUAUUGGAAACCAGAGAUUUUCAGUGACAUCUUCGCUCGUCGUGUCUUCAAACCACUGCCUCCCAAGGAGGAGGCUUUAUCUCUUUUCAAGGAUUUCUUCGAGAAUUUCAAUUGCAUCUUCCCAUUGUUCCAUGAGGCAACGUUCAUGCACUUGGUGGACAAACAAUACUCCCGGGAUCCUUACGAAGGCUCUGGAUGGUGGGCCAGUAUCAAUGUGGUGCUAGCCAUCUCUCAUCGACUGCGUGUUAUGAGCAACUUGGUACCACAAGAGGAGGACAAGAAAGCCUGGCUCUAUUUGAAGAAUGCCAUGGGGGUUUUGACCGAAUUGACCAUGCGGAACACAGAUCUUAUGAGUGUCCAGGCACUUCUGGGCAUGUCGCUCUUCUUGCAAGGGACGCCUAACCCCCAGCCCGCUUUCUUCCUGGUUGCUGCAGCUAUUCGCCUCUCGCAUAGCAUCGGAUUGCACAAGAAAGGAUCCGCUUUUGGAUUGAACCCCGUUGAGGUGGAGCAAAGGAAACGUGUUUUCUGGAUCGCAUACUGCCUCGAUAAAGAUAUCUGCCUCCGAUCCGGCCGACCGCCAGUACAAGAUGAUGAUGACAUGAACGUUGACCUUCCCAGCGGGAAUCCGCCAGAUAACGUGGGCAAUGUGCCACUCGGAGACGGGAAGAACAAAUUCAAUCUUUUCAGAACUUUUUGCGAAUUUGCUACGAUUGAAAGCAGGAUUUACAAGAGACUUUAUUCGGCUACGGCAUCCCGGCAAUCUGACGGUGAACUUCUCAACACCAUUGGUGAGCUUGAUAAGGAGUUAGAAGAUUGGAAAGAGAAUAUUCCCAUCGACUUUCGACCCGAGCACGAAAUCCAAGCCACCCAUGGCCCACUCAUUCUUCAGAUUGUCGUACUUCAUUUUUCAUACUACAAUUGCUUGACUACCAUUCACCGCAUGUCCGUUCAUCAUGGUUAUUGGACUAGUCGACUAUCCAAUUACGCAAUUCAGGGACUGAAUGCUCGGCCUUUAAAUCCAAGGGUCUUCUUAUCUGCUUCACUUUGCGUGUCUGCAGCCAGAACAACGAUCCACUUGAUCAAGUACAUCCCUCAGGGCGAUUUUGCCUGCGUGUGGUUGAUUGUCUACUACCCCGUCUCUGCUUUAGUGACUCUUUUUGCCAACAUCCUCCAAAAUCCAAAUGACGCCCGCGCUCGUUCCGACGUCAAACUAAUGAAUGUUGUGGUUAACUUCCUGUCAACAUUGGUAUCCGAUGAAUCAAAUGGCAGUAUCAAGCGAAUGCUUUCACUUUGUGGGGAAUUUGAACGAAUCGCUAAGGUUGUUCUUGAUAAGAAUGAGAGGGAAUCUCAGACACGCAAGAAGCGUAAGAACGCUCCGGAAGACCCAGUGUCAGCACAGCCGAAAAAGGAACAACCUGCUUCAUUUCCACCUACUACCGCACCUCAGGGGCCUUCCACAACCUUGCCCUUCUCUCCUAGAUUCCCUGGUGACACUGCUGCACCAUCCACGCCGCAAGGGCUCGGCACCGACUCUACUAUGCUCAAUAGUGUUUCUCAGGAUUUUCCGAGCAAUGUUCAAGGGAUACAUGGUAUAGGACAAGAAUUCUCAGAGAUGCUGAGUCCUACUCAACUGGGCAAUGUCGGGUUUGGAGAACAGCCUUUUGGUACCGCCAGCCCGAACGUUGCGCCUUUCCAGCAGCCGUUUGUCCCACAAGACUUAUGGCAGAUGCCAAUGACCAUUGAAUGGGACUGGGCAGAAAUGUCGUCCAAUUUUUCUCCUUUCGAGGGUGGAGGUCCAAACGGUCAACCCCCUCCACAAUAA
This is a messenger RNA of Penicillium chermesinum, 2562 nucleotides long. RefSeq names its product transcription factor atrR (gene atrR). The transcript has 6 exons. The record is from RefSeq and is a predicted model, not a curated record. The coding region runs from base 1 to 2562 and encodes 853 amino acids. Gene Ontology annotation, biological process: DNA-templated transcription; regulation of DNA-templated transcription. Gene Ontology annotation, molecular function: zinc ion binding; DNA-binding transcription factor activity, RNA polymerase II-specific; DNA binding. Lineage: Eukaryota; Fungi; Ascomycota; Eurotiomycetes; Eurotiales; Aspergillaceae.